CCGUUUCGUUUUGGACAUGGUGGGGCUGGAUGGACUGAACCGACGAGCCGGCUCCUCGCUGGGUCUUCUCGGCGAGAGCAAGCGAGAGCAAGCGAGAAGAGCCCGUCACAGCUCAUGCGGAUUGCGGGGACGGCGAUCUGCAGAUCGCUCGUUCGUCGCCAUCUGGGCCAGCUUUCCCGAUGGCAUCCGAGAACAUCGUCAACGCCGAAGGCACCAAUGCCCUCGACAUCUAUUGCCCACGCCCCACCUGCCACUCCAUCGUGCUGAAGCGCGGGGCUGCCCGGAACACCGUUGCCAACACCGAGGAUGUGACCCUCCCUGCGCUCUCCUCACCCCUGCGUCCAGGUCAAGAGUCCGACACCAGUGCCGCCGGCGACGGCUCGUCCCCCUUCUUCUGGAGCGUCGCCAACAUGAUGGUCUUUGAGAACGUCGGGUUCUCGAAGCCUGUGGCAGAUCUGGAGCGCCUGCCCGAGGCCACCGCCCAGCUGGUCGGCCGGUUUCUGUGCUGUGCUGAUUGCGACGAGGGGCCCUUGGGCUACGAAUCCAAGGCAGACCGAAAGCUCUGGAUUGCAUCGGACAGGGUGUCCUAUCGAUAGAUCGGUAGCGGUGGGCAGUGGCCCCACAAGUGGGAGUCUGCGUACUGCCGCCAGCCCAUCGCUGAUGCAUGCACGGACGUCUCCAAACCCACCAGGGCUUUCUCUGGGAGCUCGCCCUGCGGGCAAUCGAGCAGCAACAAAGCCCUGUUCGGUGCGCUGCUGCUCCUGCAACUCGAGAAU
Polychytrium aggregatum is the source of this 776-nucleotide messenger RNA. RefSeq names its product Mss4-like protein. NCBI's taxonomy places the organism in Eukaryota, Fungi, Chytridiomycota, Chytridiomycetes, Polychytriales. Gene Ontology annotation, cellular component: membrane; cytosol. The record is from RefSeq and is a predicted model, not a curated record. Gene Ontology annotation, biological process: post-Golgi vesicle-mediated transport; small GTPase-mediated signal transduction. The coding region runs from base 180 to 596 and encodes 138 amino acids. The transcript has 2 exons. Gene Ontology annotation, molecular function: guanyl-nucleotide exchange factor activity; zinc ion binding.